AUGCCCGACUUAUUUCUUCCACCCCCUUACCCGCCCACUCAACCCCUCUGCUGCUGGCGGCUGGCGCUGGUGCUGGUUCCUGGUGCUGGCGGCUGGUGCUGGUGCUGGUUCCUGGUGCUGGCGCUGGUGCUGGUGCUGGUUCCUGGUACUGGCGGCUGGCGCUGGUGCUGGUUCCUGGUGCUGGCGGCUGGCGCUGGUGCUGGUUCCUGGUGCUGGCGGCUAGCGCUGGUGCUGGUUCCUGGUGCUGGCGGCUGGUGCUGGUGCUGGUUCCUGGUGCUGGCGCUGGUGCUGGUGCUGGUUCCUGGUGCUGGCGGCUGGCGCUGGUGCUGGUUCCUGGUGCUGGUGGCUGGCGCUGGUGCUGGUUCCUGGUGCUGGCGGCUGGCGCUGGUGCUGGUUCCUGGUGCUGGCGGCUGGCGCUGGUGCUGGUUCCUAGUGCUGGCGGCUGGUGCUGGUGCCUGGGCAGGGACAGGUGGGGAAGAGGUGGCGGGGUGGGGAGCUGACGACGGGCUUGCUCGCGGGCUCGCGGGUCCGCUGGUUCGUUUACUGGCGGGCUUGCGGGUCGUGGACGAUCUGUAG
Molecule: messenger RNA, 576 nt
Organism: Closterium sp. Naga37s-1
Lineage: Eukaryota; Viridiplantae; Streptophyta; Zygnematophyceae; Desmidiales; Closteriaceae
Source: the annotation of a GenBank genome assembly